AUGGCGUUGAAGUACUUGAAAAGUUGUAUUGAUGAAGAAAACAUUGAAAUUGACAAAGCUUUAUUUGUGGCGUUUGCUCAAGAGGAAUGUAAGUUAUACAAAAAACCAUGGUACUCUUAUUUUGUGCGUGUGGUGGAUGAAGAUUUAAACGUCAGUGUAAGGCAACUAGAAAUGAAAGUACAGUAUGGAAAUGCGACUGGUCAUUUAUUGGCAAGCAACAUGAGAAAAAUAGUGGAUGAUUACAAUGUUGAUCACAAUAAAAUAUCUGCAUUUGUUGGAGAUGGUGGUGCUAAUGUGAUGGGUGUUAACAAAGGAAUGGCCAUACGAAUGGUGAAUGAAUACAAGGAAGAAGGAGGAUGA
Entamoeba invadens IP1 is the source of this 360-nucleotide messenger RNA. RefSeq lists its product as hypothetical. The transcript is spliced from 2 exons. Bases 1 to 360 code for a protein of 119 amino acids. Lineage: Eukaryota; Evosea; Mastigamoebida; Endamoebidae. The record is from RefSeq and is a predicted model, not a curated record.